AUGGAGCAGACGUCCCCCAAAGGAGGGCCCUCUUCUCCUGCAUUGCGCGAACCAAGUCUCCAUCUUCCUUCAACGACCGAUCCACCCGGCCCCCAGAAUCCCGCCAAACCCCUCAUUUUCGGCGCAACUGGCCACAUGGGCCGGUCCCUAGUAAAAACCGCCCUGGCCAACAAUGACCUAGUAGCAGCAGUGGGACGCACAUACGAGAACAGCCCCGCAUCAAUGAAAGAGCUCGAAUCAGCAAACUGCAUCGGACUCCUAUGCGACGUACGCGCGCGUGAGACCGUGAAGCGUGUAAUCGACCAAACAAUCACCCACUUCGGCCGAAUCGACAUAAUCGCAAACUGCUCCGGCUACGGCGUGAUCGGCGCCUGCGAAGACCAAGAUGAAUUCGACAUCCGCAACCAAUUCGAAACAAACUUCACAGGCACCUUGAACAUGAUCCAACUAUCUUUGCCGCAUUUCCGCCAGCGUCGCGCGGGCAGAUACCUCAUUUUCAGCUCGACGUCUGGCGCGCUCGGCGUGCCGGGUCUCGGACCCUACUGUGCUUCCAAAUAUGCUGUCGAGGGCUUGAUGGAGAGUAUGCUGUACGAAGUGGAUAGUUUUAAUAUUAAGGGUACGCUUGUCGAGCCGGGACACAUGCGUCGCGAUGAUACUGCGGAUGUUGUUACUCCGGGUGAUUUCGCAACUAACCCCUCUGAACAUCAUCUUUCCUCGCCGUUGCCGCUCUACGGUCAUUUUUUGGUGAAACCGCCCAGUGAGCCGUAUAAUACGACUACGUCGCCGGCGGCGCAUGCGCGACGUAUGCUCAUGUGGUUGGGUGAUAAGCAGCCUGCUAGUGCGGUUAAAGCGGCGCAUUUGGUUUGGCAGCUUGGUCAUUGCUCUUAUCCGCCUCUGAGGUUGAUUCUGGGGACGUAUGCUGUGGAGAGUAUACGGGAUCGGUUGAAGUGUAUUAUUGAGGAGAUUGAGGAUUGGAAGCAUCUCAGCUUCCCGAUGGGUGAGACGCAGCCCGUUGGAGCUGGGCGUGAUAAGUCUGUUCAAGCUGAAGGGAGUGAACGUGGGUAA
Penicillium griseofulvum is the source of this 1065-nucleotide messenger RNA. RefSeq names its product SDR family oxidoreductase. The record is from RefSeq and is a predicted model, not a curated record. The coding region runs from base 1 to 1065 and encodes 354 amino acids. The transcript has 2 exons. NCBI's taxonomy places the organism in Eukaryota, Fungi, Ascomycota, Eurotiomycetes, Eurotiales, Aspergillaceae.